This is a messenger RNA of Camelina sativa (false flax), 2336 nucleotides long. RefSeq lists its product as uncharacterized. Lineage: Eukaryota; Viridiplantae; Streptophyta; Magnoliopsida; Brassicales; Brassicaceae. The record is from RefSeq and is a predicted model, not a curated record.
UGGUUAAUUGUUCCCUCUCGUUCGAACAUCAAAAACACACUCUUCCCGUAAAAGUCUCUCUCUCUCUAUCGCAGAUAGGUAGGUGCUUUGUCUCCUUCUUCGAUAACUCCGAUCACCUAAAAACUCUUUCCUUUUGUUCAAAGCAUCUCUCUUUGAUUAAAAGAUACCACACAUAUGACAUAACUUAGUUCCUACAUUAAUUUUGAGGGUAUUCUUGCAAUUUUUUUACCCCUUCUCCAUCGAGUUUCAGAUCUGGGAUUCAAUAAUUAGGGCUUUUGAUUCUGCAUUGUCAAUGUCGAAUUCGUCAAUGUUAAGAUCUGAGUAUAAAUUUUCGAUCUUUUGAGGGUUUCGAUUGUGUGGGUUAUUAGAUAGAACAAGAUUGGGAUAAGAACUUGUGGGUCGUGUGGCAAUGAUGUGAUUUUAGCAUAAAAGUGUUUGCUUCUUUUUGAGAAGAAGAUGGGAUCUGGGCGGAGCAAAUCAUGUCGAGGCUCGUCUGUGGUGAGAGGAGAUGAUGAUAUCGACGUGGCUCAACCUCCUCCGUCUUCUAGUGGUGGUGGUGGGAGCAGGAGAAGAUCAAAGAGUCUUUUUUGUGGUCUUCACUCUUCUUGUCUUGCUUCAUCUUCUACUUCCCACGACAGUGACGAUGAUAAUAAUGCUGACCAGGUGUGUAAUGGAUGGAUGAGGAAGAGUCAUGGAAGUGUUUCACGGCGUAGAAUGGAAGCAAGGAAUCAAAGAGAUGAUUCAGAUUGCUAUGAUAAAGAAUUGACAGAUGAGAAGAAAUCUGAAAACGAAAGAAUUGAGCUUGAUGAUGAGUGUGGUGUUGAAGAGGAAGAAGAAGAAGAAGAAGCUAGUGUAAGCAAUGUACAGAUGAGAAAUGUUAGUGGUUCCAUUCCAGAAUCAUCUACUCCAGGUCGUGUCUUUUCGCAUUUCAAAUUCAUUCCUGGUAACAUAAGCUCUAGACUUAGCAGAGCUUCAAGCUCAAGAUCCUUCAACACUACUUAUCCUGUAUCUUCUUCGUAUCGUCGAGAAGGAGGUAUUACUUCACCUUCCGAAUCUGCUGUUAGGCUCAAUGAUAGAGUCGAGUCUCCGAGGAUUCCUGUGAUUGACAAUGUAGUUAGGGAUAUUGAUGCCAUGAGAUUUGGGGAAGAUGGUAGCUUACUACGGUCUCCAGGAGUAGUUAAUGGUAUGGACACUACCUAUGCUGGUCUUCUUGAUAGAAGACAUGUUGUUCGAGAACCUUCCAUUGAGCGGAAUGUUAGAUUUAGCAGAACUCUAAGUGUUGGAAGACUCCGUGACAGAGUUCUUCGCCGAUCUUCACUCUCUGAUUUCACAUUCCGUGCUUCUCCACAUCAGGGAGAAGAAGAUACUGAUCUCUUCUCUGCUGGAACCGCAGCAGCAGAGGAUACUCCUGUAACUUCAACGUCUAUACUAAAUCGUUCUGCUUCUACAAUUCGAAGGACUUUAUUUGGCCUUCAAGAUCACGAGACACCAGCUCCUCUUGUGAGAGAAGGGAGGUAUCAAGGUUUAUUAGAACACAGAUCAGAUUUCCUUGAAAGGAGGAGGAGAAUAAGAUCGCAGGUUCGCGCUCUUCAAAGAUUAGGAAGCCGGUUUGAGAAUGUCACAAGCCAUCAUGAUAGAUCUUGUGUCUUAUCAGGUGAAGAUCAAGCAGGUCGUCGUUGCACAUGCCGUGCCGGUACUACCACACCAGUUACUACGGAUGAAACAAAUGCAAGAGCUAGCAUCUCAAGGAUAGUAUUGCUAGCUGAAGCUCUCUUCGAGGUACUUGAUGAAAUUCAUCAGCAAUCUGUUGUCUUAUCCUCUCAACAACCAUCAGUAUCAUCUAUAGGAUCUGUUCCUGCACCUAAUGACGUUGUGGAUUUAUUACCGACAAAACUUUAUACUAAGUCACAAAGCGAGGAUCCGUCACAAUGUUACAUAUGCCUUGUGGAGUAUGAAGAAGCAGACACUAUAAGGACACUUCCUUGUCGUCAUGAAUUCCACAAAACCUGUGUGGAUAAAUGGCUCAAGGAGAUUCACAGAGUAUGUCCGUUAUGUCGAGGAGAUAUUUGUAGACAUGAUCCAUCAUCUCAACAACAUUGAUAACAAACAGUCUUACAUACAUGAUGCUUAAAGAUUCUGAUUCUACUAGAGACCAAGAACAGUCAUGGGUUUUUUUGUCUGCAGCUGUAUCAAAAAUGUUGUGUUUUGCUCGUUGUUUGUAGCUUUACAGUGGAAAGACAAAUUCAUACUUUUGAAACAUGUAAACAUAUGAACCAAAUUGAUCCACACAUGUAAACUCAGUAAAUCCAUUGAUGAUGUUGUACGUUUCAUGAGCA